This is a messenger RNA of Siniperca chuatsi (mandarin fish), 1969 nucleotides long. RefSeq names its product hydroxyacyl-CoA dehydrogenase trifunctional multienzyme complex subunit beta (gene hadhb). Gene Ontology annotation, biological process: fatty acid beta-oxidation. Gene Ontology annotation, molecular function: acyltransferase activity, transferring groups other than amino-acyl groups. The transcript has 16 exons. NCBI's taxonomy places the organism in Eukaryota, Metazoa, Chordata, Actinopteri, Centrarchiformes, Sinipercidae. The coding region runs from base 157 to 1578 and encodes 473 amino acids. The record is from RefSeq and is a predicted model, not a curated record.
UGGUUGCCCAUUUGUUUUCUUCAGGCAUUAUUUUGGUCAGCUAAAACACAUUGGUGGGUCCUUGAAAGCGUAGUACCGUAGCGCUAGUCUGAGUCUGGCCGAUCGUUUGACAGGGCAAACGGUGUCGGCAAACACAUAACGCCAGUGCAGAACAUAAUGGCUUCCAUGUUGCUGAACACGAUGCGGGGCUGCUCGGUCAGCCCUUCCUGGGCGAUGCGGUUUGGGGCACGCUCUCUCAGUACGACGGCCCAGCUUCAGGCUCAGGUUCAGACAAAGAGCAAAAAGACACUGGCCCGGCCUGGUAUGAAGAAUAUAGUUCUGGUGGAAGGAGUUCGAACGCCUUUCCUGUUGUCUGGAACUACAUAUGCUGACUUAAUGCCCCAUGACCUGGCCAGAGCAGCUCUGCAGGGUCUGCUGCACAGGACAGGUGUACCCAAAGAUGCUGUAGACUACAUCAUCUAUGGAACAGUCAUUCAGGAGGUCAAAACCAGCAAUAUAGCCAGAGAGGCAGCACUGGGUGCAGGCUUCUCUGACAAGAUCCCAGCUCACACUGUCACCAUGGCCUGCAUCUCGUCCAACCAGGCAAUGACCUCAGCUGUUGGUCUGAUUGCUGCAGGCCAGUGUGACACUGUUGUGGCAGGAGGGGUGGAGUUCAUGUCCGAUGUUCCUAUCCGUCACAGCCGUAAGAUGAGGAAGACCAUGCUGUCCCUCAACAAGGCAAAGACCCUUGGCCAGAGGCUCAGUCUGAUUGGCAGCAUCCGGCUGGCACACCUCUCCCCGGAGCUUCCUGCUGUGGCUGAGUUCUCCACAGCUGAAACGAUGGGCCACAGUGCUGACCGUCUGGCUGCUGCAUUUGGGGUCUCCAGAGUGGAGCAGGAUGAGUUUGCUCUGCGGUCACACACUCUGGCCAAAAAGGCCCAGGACGCCGGUCUGCUGCAGGAUGUCAUCUCCUUUAAAGUGCCAGGUCGUGAUAUUGUUUCCAAGGACAACGGCAUCCGCCCAUCCUCCAUGGAGCAAAUGGGCAAACUAAAGGCUGCCUUCAUUAAACCGCACGGCACAGUCACCGCCGCCAACUCCUCCUUCCUGACUGACGGUGCCUCUGCUGUGCUGAUCAUGUCUGAAGAGAAAGCUUUGGCUAUGGGUUACAAGCCUAAAGCCUACCUCAGAGACUUUGUCUACGUGUCUCAGGACCCCAAAGAUCAGCUGCUUUUGGGGCCAACGUACGGUACACCAAAGGUCCUGGAACGGGCUGGCUUGACCAUGAGUGACAUCGACGUCUUUGAGUUCCACGAGGCAUUCGCAGGUCAGAUAAUGGCAAAUCUGAAGGCUAUGGACUCAGACUGGUUCGGCCAGACGUACUUGGGCAGGAAAUCAAAGGUGGGAGCUCCUCCCAUGGAGAAGUUCAACUUGUGGGGAGGCUCUCUGUCUCUGGGUCAUCCAUUUGGUGCCACAGGCUGCAGGCUGGUUACCACAGUGGCACACCGGCUGCAGAAGGAGGGAGGACAGUAUGGACUGGUGGCGGCUUGUGCUGCUGGAGGACAGGGUCAUGCCAUGGUGAUCGAGGCCUACCCCCAGUAAAGUGCUUAACACACCACCUGUGACCCGAUCUUCAGGUUCAUCAUGACGGCUACAAACACAUUAACAUCUAGACAACAGAGUGUACAUACUAGCACCACUUUGCCUUGAUGAGAGAGGAGUCAGAGACAGUAUGUGAGUGUGUUUGAGGAAUUUUGUGUAAAUGCAGCGUUUCUCAGAGUCUGUUAAAUUAUAGCAGAAUGUCGUUGAGGAAUGUUGCCUAGGACUUUGUUGAGGUGCGCCAUGUUAGCGUUGUCACUGAGUCGAAUGUAACAUAGCAAAAUUUAAGCACUCAGAGGAGCUAGAGUGAUCCUAAUGUUUAUAUAUGCUGUAAUAUUCUUUUCUUACGUACCGUUGGAAUUAAAUAGUGUGAUGAUACCCACACUGACACUCA